Molecule: messenger RNA, 4085 nt
Organism: Lathyrus oleraceus (garden pea)
Lineage: Eukaryota; Viridiplantae; Streptophyta; Magnoliopsida; Fabales; Fabaceae
Product: tRNAse Z TRZ4, mitochondrial-like
Exons: 1
Coding region: 791-2365 (524 amino acids)
Biological process (GO): mitochondrial tRNA 3'-end processing
Cellular component (GO): mitochondrion
Molecular function (GO): 3'-tRNA processing endoribonuclease activity
Source: RefSeq, a predicted model, not a curated record
CAUUUAUUUCAAUCUUUUUCUCAAGCAUGUCCAUACAAUGAUUCUCGUACAAGAUUUCAUAUCCAAAAUCACUCCAUUCAUGAAUAUCAAUUUCCAUUACAAAGGAUAAAAUAUUCAUUACAAAAAAAGAGAGAAGAACAAAAUAAACACAAAAUUUGAAUUGUUGACCAAGGGUGACUUUGGUCAACGGUUGACAUUUUAGUCAACUUUGAACAAAGUCAACCCCAUCCCAAAAAUCCUAAGUCUACAAUCUCUGAUCCUAACCCUAUGUCUCAGUCCUAUUUUGAUCCUUGGUUUGACUUUUGUGACUUCAAAAUUCCACUGUUACGCCAUGCCAUGUCCAACCCUUUACUUAGCCAUGUUUGCUCACCCAUCCCACCAUGACCUGCAUGAUAAAUAGUAACAUGUGAAUAAAAGUCAGAAUACAAGCAUGCCAUUAUAAUCCAUAAUGAGUGAAGGCAUGGUGAAGCAAGCCAGAAUUAAAGCAUGCUUGAACCGAGCCAGCAUUCUGUUAAUUACAUGACCCUGCAAUUAUGCGCUUUGCUUGCCAUGAGGAACCAAACCAGUGCCAUUAACCCAGUUGUCCUGCAACAAGAGUUCAACCCACAGAUCAUACUGCAGCCUGUCAAAUGCUGCAAAAUCUAUGGCAUUGACUAUAUACCUGCUGCAGACUUGUACUUGAUCUCAUAAUCACCAUCAUGAGCACCUAGCAUACAAAACCAAAAGUCAUAGCAUAGACACAGUUGAUUCCCCGAAUGUCAAAAAGAUCCCAGCUGCUAAGCCCGGUGAUAUGUCUGUAGUAUAUGUUUGCGAGCUACCUGAGAUUAAGGGAAAGUUUGAUCUGGAGAAAGCUAAGGCACUUGGUCUCAGACCUGGGCCAAAGUAUCGUGAACUGCAACUUGGAAAUUCUGUGAAAUCUGAUCAUCAAAAUGUUAUGGUUCAUCCAAGUGAUGUCAUGGGUCCUUCUAUUCCUGGUCCUAUUGUACUUGUUGUAGAUUGCCCAACAGAAUCUCACUUGGAAGCAUUAUUGUCUGCAAAAUCACUAGCUACUUAUGGUGAUCAAGUGGGAAACAUGUCAAAGAGUGUUGCAUGCGUAAUUCACUUAACUCCUGAAUUUGUUGUAAGUUGUUCAAAUUACCAAAAGUGGAUGAAGACAUUUGGUUCUGCACAGCAUAUCAUGGCUGGACAUGAAAAGAAGAAUAUAGAGGUCCCGAUUUUGAAAGCUAGUGCAAGAAUCGCAACACGACUUAAUUACUUAUGUCCUCAGUUCUUUCCAGCUCCGGGAUUUUGGUCUAGCCCAAAUCAGAAUUGCUCAAAACCUGGCUUUCUUGCUUCAAAGAUUAUUGAUGAGUUGCUGUUAGAGAUUCCAGAGGUUGUGGAAGCAGCUCAGCAUGUCAGUCAGCUCUGGCAAGAUUCCAGUCAUACAACGGAGGAUUUAAUUCCCGGGUCUGAUCACAAGAUGUUGGUUGAGGAGCCAUGGUUGUGUGAAGAUGGUAUGGCUCCUACUUGCUUGGAAAAUAUAAGAAGAGAUGACUUGGAGAUAGUGCUUCUUGGAACUGGUUCAUCCCAGCCAUCCAAGUAUCGGAAUGUGACCUCAAUAUAUAUAAAUCUUUUCUCGAAAGUUGGUUUGCUCUUGGAUUGUGGCGAAGGAUCCCUAGGACAGCUCAAAAGAAGAUAUGGUGUAAGUGGUGCUGAUGAUGUUGUGAGGUCUUUAAGCUGCAUUUGGAUUUCUCGUAUUCACGCCGAUCACCACACUGGGUUGGCUAGGAUUCUUGCUCUCCGCCGUGAUUUGCUGAGAGGAGUUCCUCACAAACCGGUGCUUGUUGUAGGACCAAGGAAACUCGAGAGAUAUUUAGAUGCAUACCAAAGACUAGAAGAUCUAGAUAUGAUGUUUCUUGACUGCAAGCAUACCACAGAAGCGUCAUUGGAUGAUUUUGAGAAUGACUUGCAAAAAACAGUUAAUUCUCAGGAUCUGAGCAAUAACAGUGCGAAAAUAAAUGCAUCCAAAGAUGAUUCAACUUUAUUUGCUAAAGGGUCUCGUAUGCAAAGCUACUUGAAAAUACCAGGUAGUCCUGUUGACAAAGAUGCAGUUUACCCCCUCCUAAGGAAAUUGAAGCAUGUAAUCCGAGAAGCCGGUCUCAAUGCCUUGAUUAGUUUUCCUGUUGUACAUUGCCCACAGUCAUAUGGUGUUGUUCUACAAGCAGAAGAGAGGACUAAUAGUAUUGGAAAAGUGAUACCUGGUUGGAAGAUUGUAUACUCUGGUGACACCAGGCCCUGUCCAGAGCUGAUAGAAGCAUCUCGAAAUGCAACUGUUCUUAUACACGAGGCAACUUUUGAGGAGGGUAUGGUAGAGGAUGGCACUUGAGCGACAGAGGUCCUUACCAAAUCCUUAUCCACGCUGGCCAGGGAUUGAUGCAGCAUCCCUUCCGCCAAAAUCAGUUCCAGAUGCAUCACCACAUUCAAAACUUAUGUCUUCGUUGAGUGACAAUUCUCGACAGUUUCAUUCCCAAAAUUCCGAGUUGAUCUCAGUUAUCCAAGGAUUAUCCGACCGGGCACCCACAGGCUUAAAUAAUAGUGUUACCGGCUGGUCGAAUUAUCCUCUGCAAGCUGGAUUGAGUCCCCUUCAGAAUAAUAUUAACUUGCAUCAUGAUCAAAAUACCAUUUGGAAUUCAACAACAGACAUUUCAAGCACCGAACCAUUUGUCUUUAAAUAACUUAAGAGCUCAACCUGCGGAUAACCCAGCUAGUUCUUUGACAGCAGAGAAGCUACUUUCUUCUGGUUUAGCUCAUGAUCCACAAAUAAUGAAUAUGUUGCAACAGUAAUACUUGCAGCAGAUGCCUUUAUUAGAUAAACUCAUAUUUUUGAAGCAGAAGUAGGAGGAGCAACAGCUGUUCUUAAGGCAACAACAUCAACGACUGCUUUCCAAAAUGUUGCGGGACCAAUAGUCUAGCCAGCUCUUUAGUAAUCCAUCUUAUUGACAGUUGCAGAGUUCACUACCAAUGGGACAUUUGCAGGGUGAUCUUUCUCAUCUUCAAACCCCACAAGAUGCUUUUCCUAUGAGCUCUCAGAUUGCCAAUUCCUAGUGUGCAUAAUGAACUUAGUACUGAUUCUAUGAAUCUGCAUCUUAACGUCAGCCAAGAUGCAAGUUAUACAGGUGAGUAGCAUGUAACUCAAACCACAAUAGCAACAAAGCCAACGGAGUGAGCAUGGCAUGGAAAUGAACCAGGACAAAAGGUUGGAGGCCUUUCAUACUUAAAGAAAACCUCCAGGCACCAAUCUUGAUACUUUAUGACAGUUCAUCUCUUCAGAGGUUUCUUAAGAUCAACCUUGACUUUGAUUCAAAAGAACUUUCCCAUCGUAUCCGUCUCCUUUGGGUCGAUUUCUUCAUACUGACGAAUUAUGCCUCCCAGUUGUUGAGCCAUUGCUUCCAAUCUGAGCUUCAAAGGUAAAUCAUAAACCCUAAUCUAAGACACUCCAUAAUUCAUUUCAAAUCCAGAUGGUUGUUCUUCACCCAAAAACCCCUUGAAGAUUAGAAAGCUUCUUUCAAAAUUCCAGGGACCUCAAUUUAUCACCGUAUCUGCAUCCCGUUUGGAUGAGAAAUGGAAGAAAAAAUGGUUCUUUCCUAGAUCUUGCGCUUUAACUUUAUUCUUGAGUUGCCAUGCUUAAAUCAUUUAUCACCGUAUCUGCAUCCCAUUUGGACGAGAAAUGGAACAAAAAAUGGUUCUUUCCUAGAUCUUGCGCUUCAACUUUAUUCUUGAGUCGCCAUGCUUGAGUCAUUGUUGAUUUGAAAGCCCUAUUGUUGAAAGGGUUAUUGGUCCACAACUUCCCAACGAAGGUUCUGUAAAAGAUAUCAUCACCUAAUUUCGCCUCCCCAUUCACCGAUAUUCAUUCUUCUUCUUUCUCUGAGAGAGGAAUAUUUUUCCACCACUCCAUGAAUUGUAACACCACAGAAAGAAAGCCAAAAGACCAACGAAAAAAUAAUAGAAAAAUACAACCGCACCAUCGAAGAGCUACAAGUAGACACAAAGGGAAAGAAACCUAGAGGGCACCACCAAAAGAGAGGUAAACGGGGCUUGGCAUGGAA